Molecule: messenger RNA, 567 nt
Organism: Emericellopsis cladophorae
Lineage: Eukaryota; Fungi; Ascomycota; Sordariomycetes; Hypocreales; Bionectriaceae
Product: 60S ribosomal subunit assembly/export protein loc-like protein
Exons: 1
Coding region: 1-567 (188 amino acids)
Biological process (GO): intracellular mRNA localization; ribosomal large subunit biogenesis
Cellular component (GO): nucleolus; preribosome, large subunit precursor
Molecular function (GO): mRNA binding
Source: RefSeq, a predicted model, not a curated record
AUGGCGCCCUCCAAAACUCGUACCAUAAAGAACAAGAAUGCGGGUCCUAAAAAGACCGACGACGACAAACCGAAAUCCAGCAAAUCUUCGGCUGGUCGCAAAGGGCCCGUCAACGCCACACAGUUGAAGGAGAAGAACCGCGCGCUUCUGCUCAAGAAGCCCAAGAGGAAGACCUACACCGACACCGAGCUCAACAUCCCCAAGCUCAACAUGAUUACGCCUGUGGGCGUCGUCAAACCCAAAGGCAAGAAGAAGGGCAAGGUCUUUGUGGACGACAAGGAAGCGAUGACGACCAUCAUGUCACUUGUGCAAGCAGAGAAGGAGGGCCAGAUUGAGAGCAAGAUCACAAAGGCGAGACAGUUGGAGGAGAUUCGACAAGCGAGAAAGGAGGAGGCGGCAAAGAAGGAAGAGGAGCGCAAGACCAAGUUGGAGAACGUGAAGGAGUCGCUCAGGAAGAAGAGGAAGCGUGGCCCUACUGACAAGGACGACGAUAACAUCAAGGGUGCUGCUUCUGCGGGUACAAAGAUGGGCAAACCUUCGAAACGGAAGAGCGUAUCAUUCGCAUAA